AGUCGUCAGUUGGUUAGUCACGCCAGACGCGUUAAGACGUGUUCUUGGUUUACUGCCGCUCGGAUUCCGUAACUUUCGAUUUCCCCAUAACAGGGCAAAAUUGCAACAUUCGCAUUGCCGUGCCUUGAUAUUAAGCAAUUUCGAAAAAUUCGUGCGAUGUUUUAACUAUCAGUUUUCUCGAAUUUUUUCUUGAUUUUUGUUGCGUUAACAAUGCUCUCGAUGGAAUCAUUAUGGUGUAGUUCGGAGUCGGAACUGUCGACCCUGAGGAUGUGCAAAAGUGUGGAGAGAUCGGAGUAUAGAUUUAAGAGGAAGCCUUCGAAAAGUUUGAUACCUCAAGCUCUUUUACACGCGGAGCCGCAACCGCAGCUUCGUCAUCAUAGACAUCGACGAUCAGGCACUUGGCCGCGGACGAGGUCCCUGAACGCGCCUUCACCCAUCCAGCAGUUUGGACCAUGUGGAAGAAUAAUGAAGAACUCUGCAAUGGUUAUGCAGAUCCAAGACCCGGCGUCCCAGAGACUGACGUGGUACAAGCCGCCGUUGACUGUUCUGGUCAUCAAGAAGAUACACGACGCUACCAUCAUCACACCAUUCGUACAAUUAGUACACUGGCUUGUUCAUGACAAAAGUAUGGUGGUAUUCGUGGAGGCGUCUGUGCUAGAAGAUAGGAUACUUUCAGAAUAUGGGAACUUCAAUGCGGUAAAGGAGAGAUUGAUGACGUUCCGCGCAGGCACGGAUGACCUCACUGAUAAAAUUGACUUUAUCAUUUGUUUGGGUGGUGAUGGGACCUUGUUACACGCUAGCUCAUUAUUUCAGCAAUCUGUACCACCGGUGAUGGCAUUCCACUUGGGUUCGCUGGGUUUCCUCACGCCUUUCGAAUUCAAUAAUUUCCAGGACCAAGUUAUGAAUGUUUUAGAAGGUCACGCGGCGUUAACAUUACGCUCCCGUCUUCAAUGUGUGGUGUUAAGAAAGAGAACGGAAGACAAAGACAAGAAGAAGCCCACGACAAUUCUGGUGCUGAACGAAGUAGUCGUGGAUAGGGGUCCUUCACCCUAUAUCUCUAAUAUCGAUCUCUUUUUGGAUGGAAAACAUAUUACCUCGGUGCAGGGAGAUGGUCUUAUAGUGUCCACCCCAACUGGUAGUACAGCAUACGCGGUGGCUGCAGGUGCGAGUAUGAUCCACCCAUCGGUGCCUGCCAUCAUGAUCACGCCCAUCUGCCCACAUUCGCUCUCUUUCCGACCCAUAGUGGUUCCAGCUGGAGUUGAACUCAAGAUUUCCUUAUCCCCCGACGCAAGGAAUGCAAUGUGGGUAUCUUUUGAUGGAAGAAACAGACAAGCAUUACAGCAUGGCGAUAGUUUAUACGUAACAACAUCAGUGUACCCUGUGCCGUCAAUAUGCGCACAGGACCAAAUAUCGGAUUGGUUCGACUCACUCGGCGAAUGCCUUCAUUGGAAUGUGCGAAAGAAACAGAAGCAAAUGGACGAGCUUAGUGACGUCACGCACUCCUCUAGCGACACGCUUGACGACAUAGAGAAUAACCACGACGAGAGGCCAUGUGACACGUGACAGUUGACAAUUACCUCUGUACAAACUCUGACAAUAUUUUUACGAUUUUUUAUCUGUCAUUAAAUUUGCGGGAAAGACUGUUCAAUGUGUGUGAUGCUAGUUAUAUGUUAAAACCAGAUUUAUCUAUAGCAAGUGUAAACUUAAAGUUUAAUUUUGGCUUUUUAAACUGGAAAUGUUAUUAAAUUGUGCAAUAUCGAAAUUAUGUUUUAGCGACAUCUGUGCUGACAUUCCUGUAUUAUUAUUUAAAUAAAUUAUCCCAAAUAAUAAGUAGUUUUUGGGGAAAGGUAUCAUGCAAUAAAUAAAUACUUUAUAUAAAAUCUCUAAGACCGCUAAUAAAGUCGUAAAAGAUUUUAAGGUGCUGUCAAAUCAACCUUACUUUUUCUAAAUAAGGUUUAAUCUCUUUUGAGUUUCUCACAUAAAAUUGUCUAUACUAUCGAUACAAUCGUAAAGUCGUUUAGCACCGUCAUGUGUAUGUAUUCAAUAAUGAAUCUUAACCUUUGUGAAAUAAGGUUUUAUUUCACUCUAUAGUUCUUGUGUCUUUAAAAAUGGUCGCGAUAUUUCAGAUUUCUAUUUCGCCGACGCCUUUAUAGACUUUUUUUAUAGUUUUGCUGUGGUGCUUUCCGUAACUAUGUGUGCCAAGAAAAUAUGGAUAAAUCACAAUAUUUGUAAUUGCACAAAAAUGUCUGAAAAUGUGAUGGAAAUUUUUAUUAUCUUGUUUAAUGUACAAAGUGUUUGUUACAGCAUUUUGUUUCAAAAUAAAUAAAUAUUGAAUAUAAA
This is a messenger RNA of Pieris napi, 2340 nucleotides long. RefSeq names its product NAD kinase-like. The coding region runs from base 211 to 1563 and encodes 450 amino acids. The record is from RefSeq and is a predicted model, not a curated record. Gene Ontology annotation, biological process: NAD+ metabolic process; NADP+ biosynthetic process. NCBI's taxonomy places the organism in Eukaryota, Metazoa, Arthropoda, Insecta, Lepidoptera, Pieridae. The transcript is spliced from 9 exons. Gene Ontology annotation, molecular function: NAD+ kinase activity.